Molecule: messenger RNA, 3602 nt
Organism: Coregonus sp. 'balchen'
Lineage: Eukaryota; Metazoa; Chordata; Actinopteri; Salmoniformes; Salmonidae
Source: the annotation of a GenBank genome assembly
CUUUGGAUUUGAAAGACGCGUGGGUGUUUGUUAUUAGUUCGUCGUUUGUUGUUGUCAGAGCAAGCGUAGAAAAGAAGUAGCCUUACGUCGCCAGAUAUUGUUUUGAUACCCAGGCAUCUAACGUUAGCUUAAUUUUUGUAUAAUUAUUGUCGUUACGGGUAUCGAAUAAUCCCUGGAUACAAUGGCAGAAAGCGACUGGGACACCGUUACUGUCUUGAGGAAGAAGGGUCCGACUGCUGCGCAGGCCAAAUCUAAGCAGGUAGCUAGCUGCUAGCUAGAGCAGCUAGCAUUAGCCACUUAGCAUGUGAACCUGAGAAACAACUCGUGAUAUAUUGUAAAGAAAUAUGCGGUUUAAUCCAACCACUGAGCCCAUGUAGGCUGCACACUGUCACUGGCAGGGAAGCUUGCUAAUAAAUCCCGGGGAUUUGAUUGAGACCUCGCCUCUCCCUGGCGUUUCCUGCUCGGUAAAACGGUCGACGUGGACAGAAAUAGCGACUAUGUGGGUUGGCGUCUAAUCAUUUGACUGACGUCGAUGAAUUUGACUUUUAUCAAACAUUUUCAGCGUUUUCGUAGCCUGUGUUUGGAUUCUGUGUUGGAUCAGCCCCCCUGGCCUGGUCUACUCGUCAGCUAUACCAUUUAGCUAAAUAUAUCCCUGUGUUAUGGAACGAUGUAGAGUAAAUUUGAAUAAUGUGGCAUGUUUUGUCUAGGCUAUCACAGCUGCACAGAGACGUGGAGAAGACCUCGAGACUACUAAGAAAUGUGAGCCUUAUUCUAUAUAGCAAUAAAUGCAAGGUGCAAUCCACCAACUCCCCUACUGGGAAGUCUGGGACAUGAUGGAUUUUAUAUAUUAAAUUAUGUUAUGGCAUGUUUAUACUAACCAUGCCAAUUAAUGUCUCCACAGGGUCUGCAGGGCAGAACAAGCAGCACCUGAUGACCAAGAACACAGCCAAGCUGGACCGUGAGACGGAGGAGCUGCAGCACCAGCGGGUCUCCCUGGAGGUGGGCAAGGUCAUCCAGCAGGGCCGCCAGAACAAGGGCCUCACCCAGAAAGACCUGGCCACUGUGAGUAAUGCUGCCGCAAACCCAUAUGACUCAUUAAGACAUUGGUGCAUUUCUGUGGCUUCCUCGUCUCCUCUGCACCUGCACUCAUCUGAACACAGGGUAGGUGAAAAUUAUGUCCAAUACUUUCACAUAAAUACAUGAGGAUGCGAGGAGAGAAGGACACUUUCGAGAGGCCUCCAAUGUAUGUAUGUAUGUUUGCUCCCGAGUGGCGCAGCGGUCUAAGGCACUGCAUCUCAGUGCUAGAGGCGUCAUUACAGACCCUGGUUCGAUUCCAGGCUGUAUCACAAUCCGGCCGUGAUUGGGAGUCCCAUAGGGCGGCGCACAAUUGGCCCAGCGUUGUCCGGGUUUGGCCGGGGUAGGCCGCCAUUGUAAAUAAGAAUUUGUUCUUAACUGACUUGCCUAGUUAAAUAAAUAAAUGUAUAGCAUAAAAGAGAUGGCCUCAGUGAUGAUUGACAUUUUAACAGUUUGACUUUCGCAUUCGGAAAGUAUUCAGACCCCUUCCCUUUUUCAAAUUUUGUUACAUUACAGCCUUAUUCUAAAAUGGGUUAAAUAUUUUUUUCCCCUGAUCAAUCUACACACAAUACCCCAUAAUGACACAGUGAAAGCAGGUUUUGAGAAAUUUUUGCAAAUUUAUUAAAAGUAAAAAACGGGUACCUUAUUUACAUAAGUAUUCAGACCCUUUGCAAUGAGACUUGAAAUUGAGCUCAGGUGCAUCCUGUUUCCAUUGAUCAUCCUUGAGAUGUUUCUACAACUUGAUUGGAGUCCACUUGUGGUAAAUUCAAUUGAUUCGAUAUGAUUUGGAAAGGCACACACCUGUCUAUAGAAGGUCCCACAGUUGACAGUGCAUGUCAGAGCAAAAACCAAGCCAUGAGGUCGAAGGAAUUGUCUGUAGAGCUCCGAGACAGGAUUGUGUCGAGGCACAGGUCUGGGGAAGGGUACCACAUUUUUUUUGCAGCAUUGAAGGUCCCCAAAAACACAGUGGCCUUCAUCAUGCUUAAAUGGAAGAAGUAAGGAACCACCAAGACUCUUCCUAGAGCUGGCAAACUGAGUAAUCGGGGGAGAGGGGCCUUGGUCAGGGAGGUGACCAAGAACCCGAUGGUCACUCUGACAGAGCUCUGGAGUUCCUCUGUGGAGAUGGGAGAACCUUCCAGAAGGAUGACCAUCUCUGUAGCACUCUACCAAUCAGGCCUUUAUGGUAGAGUGGCCAGACAGAAGCCACUCUUCAGUAAAAGGCACAUGACAGCCUGCUUGGAGUUUGCCAAAAGGCACCUAAAGAACUCUCAGACCAUGAGAACAAGGUUCUCUGGUCUGAUGAAGCCAAGGUUGAACUCUUUGGAAAAGGAAACCUGGCACCAUCCCUACGGCGAAGCAAGGUGGUGGUGGCAGCAGCAUGCUGUGGGGAUAUUUUUCAGCGGCAGGGACUGGGAGACUUGUCAGGAUCGAGGGAAAGAUAAACGAAGCAAAGUACAGAGAUCCUGUACGCUCCAGAGCACUCAGGACUUCAGACUGGGGCGAAGGUUCACCUUCCAACAGGACAAUGACCCUAAGCUCACAGCCGCAGGAGUGGCUUCGGGAAAAGUCUCUGAAUGUCCUUGAGUGGCCCAGCCAGAGCCCAGACUUGAACCCGAUCUAACGUCUCUGAAGAGACCUGAAAAUUGCUGUGCAGCGACGCUCCCCAUCCAACCUGACAGAGCUUGAGAGGAUCUGCAGAGAAGAAUGGGAGAAACUCCCCAAAUACAGGUGCGCCAAGCUUGUAGCGUCCUACCGAAGAAGACUUGAGGCUGUAAUCGCUGCCAAAGGUGCUUCAACAAAGUACUGAGUAAAGGGUCUGAAUACUUAUGUAAAUGUGAUAUUUUGUUUUUUAUACAUUUGCAAAAAUGUCUAAACCUGUUUUUGCUUUGUCAUUAUGGGGUAUUGUGUGUAGAUUGGGGGGGGGCAACAAUUUGAAUCAAUUUGAGAAUAAGGCUGUAACAAAAUGUGGAAAAAGUCAAUUGGUCUGAAUACUUUCCGAAUGCACUGUAGGUCUAAAUAGCAUCACAUUUUCAGGCCACAGAUUUUUACUGACAUCUCUUUGGCUUUCACUUUCAGAAAAUCAAUGAGAAGCCUCAGGUCAUUGCAGAUUAUGAGUGUGGGAAAGCAAUUCCCAACAAUCAGGUCAUGGGCAAGAUUGAGAGAGCAAUCGGUGAGUGGAAUCUGGGACAGACUGUCACACUGACAUUUUUCAUAAUCAACCCCAAUGUUUAAUCAGGUCUGAGUAGUAGGCCACCUUAUUAAUCUAGACUUGACCAUUGGUAUUUUUUUUUGUGUCUGACAUCACAACUUUUUGUUCUCAGGUUUGAAACUGCGCGGGAAAGAUAUUGGACUGCCCCUGGAGGCAAAACCCAAGAAGAAAUGAGGACAAAGCCUCGAAAUCAGCCCCCCCCCCCCCCCUUACCCAUGUCCCCCAUCUCUAUCCCCACCUUCCUACUCCCGCAAUGACUCUGCCUCCCUCACCCUUCCAACCACCCCUCUCUCUUCUCCACCCCCCUCCUCUACCUGGG